Tripterygium wilfordii is the source of this 996-nucleotide messenger RNA. RefSeq lists its product as uncharacterized. The record is from RefSeq and is a predicted model, not a curated record. The transcript is spliced from 5 exons. Lineage: Eukaryota; Viridiplantae; Streptophyta; Magnoliopsida; Celastrales; Celastraceae. The coding region runs from base 167 to 835 and encodes 222 amino acids.
AACUGCCAACGUUCCCAGGCCGCCUCUGAUGCUUCCAACUCUUUUCUUGUGACUCCUCUUUUUAUUGUUUCUAGCUUUGAUUGAUUGGCGGACGCGGACCAAUUACUAUACAAUAAGUAGAGAUCCAUACAAAAAGGCAAAAAAAAAGAAAAGAAAAUCGAAGGGGAUGGUUCAGCUUGGAUUUGGAAUGGAGGAAUAUACAUCGGAGAAGGGGACUCUACGCAUGGCGCAGAAGGAGAAAGAGAGGGAACGACGUCGCAUGAGGGACAGACAAAGACGGCAAUCGAUGAGUGCCGAAGAGCGCGCACAACACCUCGCUAGACGUCGGAGGAACUAUCAACUGCGGAGGCAGAGAGCUGAGAAUGCGAGGUUGGUCCCACAAUUUGAGGAAGGGACCAUUCAGGAUCAACAUGAGCCGUUGAUCGAAGACAUUAUUGUAUCUGACGAUCAAGGGCAUGAUGUAAAGACUGAGGUGGGUUGGAAACUUCCUCCACAUAUAUUAGCUAUGCUACCCAGAAGGCCUCGUUUAACUCAUUUUAAACAUCUUGCUCGGUCAUUGAAUGAUCAAGUGGGUGAAGACGAUCACAGACUUCAUGUAGAAGUGUUUGUGAAAGAUGGAGAAUCGAAUUGUGGAUCAGCAAAAGCUUUACGAUUAAAUUCUAUUAAGCGACUUGCUCGGGGAAUAUAUACUACUGUGACAGAGUCUGCAGAUCAAAACCAUCAAAGUGAAGGUGAACAGAAUCUGAAAUGCGGCGAGAAUCAACUCAAAAGCUGUGAGGUACUGCAAGGUGUACAGCCUAAUAGUCUUGGGGUUGAAAACAAUCAACUUAGUUAAGAUGGUUAAAGUUAUAUCCUUGCUGAAGAAAGGAAACGUUCUGGUUAGCUCCUCUUCAAAAUUUCUCAAUUGAAGACAUUUACGUAAGAAGCUGAUUGAUAACACAAUCAUCUUUUGCAAUUAAUUGACUGAAGAAGCAAUUUAUUUGGUUUUCUGGUGCA